Messenger RNA from Oncorhynchus mykiss (rainbow trout), 2926 nucleotides. Lineage: Eukaryota; Metazoa; Chordata; Actinopteri; Salmoniformes; Salmonidae. The record is from RefSeq and is a predicted model, not a curated record.
UCAUUUAACCACACCCCUGAGCUACAACAUCCUUUCACCUCGGUGUAAACGGAAGUAAACUGUGACCAAGGAGAUUUCCACGUUACAGUUUUUAUUUUUGUUAUUUAUACGGUUUUUGACACCAUGGAACUCUAAAUAUGACUCGUUUAACUGCACAGCAUCACAUACUUGUCCCAGGUAGUCUUUAAUUCGCGUUGGUGACCGGACUUGGUUGAUGUUAUCUAGGUAACGCUUACUAGCUGCUAAGGGUUAACUAACAAUGGCUAACGAUAUGGUUUUUCACACUCAAAUAGCCUCCAUCAUGGAGGUUCUAGCGAAUGCAGCCGUGGCAGAGGUCUGCAAACUCGUAGAUGACGACUAUGCAGUGUUUCGUUUGGAAAUAACUCAAAGCCAGAAAGAAAACAGGACAUUGAGGAGGAAACUACAGCUUCUGGAACUGAAGGUGUCACGGGAGCGCGCAGAGAGGACAAUGCGAGAGCGCGUCUUCACCAGUCCCAGAAGUGUCAAGCUCGUCGACGCAUACAGGGGAAUGGCAAGAGGUGAAGGAUAUCUCACUGGAAGCCACAGGAGCUUUGUGAAGCCAGGGGGACACAAUACAUGGAGAGAUGACAAACCAAUCACUGUUGAUGAGGGGAGUGGAACCUCAACCCAGCACAUUAUCUUGAUUGAGGCUGCAGAUGCAGAGGCUGUAGGUCCUGGGGUCAAGCAGGAGAAGUCUGAAGGAGAGGAGGACCCACAGCACAGCAGAGACAUCCAAAUUGGAGCGCCCCCUGAAUCCACGGAGGACCUCGACGCCACACCCCAGCCCAAGACCCGACGCAGCAUCAUGGAGGUCAGUGGAACGCCGAACGACGUCCUCAAGUCAGAGACCGACACAGAGACUUUAACUGUGACACACAGGCUUUUACACACAGGAUCUGACCAAAUAUCAGACCCAGAGAGAAUGGUGCUGGGGAGACUGGGCUGUCCUCCUGCUCCUGGCUCAGAGUAUUUACCGGUAUUACAUCAGAACCAGAGGAUGGUUAAUUCCCGUGGAGAUGGUGACACAUUAGACACUGGUGGUGAUGAUCUGUCUUGUUCUUACACUACAGCAACGGACCCUGGCAACAUGCCCUUGGGUUUAAAGACACAGACUGAUCUGUUUAGAGGGGACUGGAACCGGUACAGUAGUAGUGUAUACACUGAAGGGUGCCUAGACAAGAAAGGGGAGGGUCUUGUCGUAGAUGAGGUGACUGUGAAAGUGGAGGACGACACUCCUCUGACAUGGAAUGCCGACAAGACUCACUUAGGAGAAGGACACUUCCAGGGCAACACCAGUGACUUCUUAGACUACAGUGAAAGCUUAGAGACAAAUCUGAAUGUUGCGACCCACUCCUCUUUACACGCUUUCGGGGAUCGUGACCCAGUGUCCACGUCAUUGGGGCCUUCUGAUUCAGAAAACCGCAUCCUUUUCGAUCAGGUAUUGAACUCAAACAACAGAGCUAGAGUCCAGGCUCAGGGAGGAGGAGUCACAUCAGGCAAUAUUAAAGAGAAACGGUUCCUCUGCAUGUUCUGUAACAAAGGCUUCAGGUGCCUCCAGAAUGUGGAGAUCCACCAGAGGGUCCACACAGGGGAGAAACCAUUCAGCUGUACCCAGUGUCACAUGCGCUUCGCCCAGGCUGGAACCAUGAAGCGGCACCAGAGGGUCCACACAGGGGUGAAACCCUUCAGCUGUACCCAGUGUCACAUGUGCUUCGCUCAGGCUGGUGACCUGAAGAGGCACCAAAGGGUCCACACGGGAGAGAGGCCAUUCACCUGUAAUCACUGCGGGAAGAGGUUCUCACAGAGGAACUACCUCCGGAUACACCUGCAAAAAAAACAUUCCACUCCGUAACAUAGAAAGUAACCAUACCACUUGAUAGCUUCUGACAUUUAGAUCAGUCCCUGCAUUAAAGGAACACUCAUUGAGAUGAUGUAGAUGCAAAAAGUAAACAGCAGUAGUGGGUUAAUUUCUACAACUAAGAGCGUUGAAGUGCAAGGCCCAGGCAUUGUGGGAAAUACAGUAACUUCAGAAAGUAUUCAAACCCCUGGACUUUUUCCACAUUUUGUGUCACUGGCCUACACACAAUAACCCAUAAUGUGAAAGUGGAAUUAUGAUUUUUACAAAUGAAUAAAAAAUUCUAAGCUGAAAUAUCAUUAAGUAAUCAACCCCUUUUGUUAUGGCAAGCCUAAACAAGUUCAGGAGUAAACAUUUGCUUAACAAGUUACAUAAUAAGUUGCAUGGACUUACUCUGUCUGCAAUAAUAGUGUUUUAACAUGAUUUCUUGAAUGACUACCUCAUCUCUGUACCCCACACAUACAGAUAAUUGUAAGGUCCCUCAGUUGAGCAGUGAAAACACAAAUUCAACCACAAAGACCAGGGAGGUUUUGCAAUGUCGCACGAAGAACACCUAAAAAAUAUAAAAAUGCUGUACAUUGAAAUAUCCCUUUGAGCAUGGUGAAGUUAUUAAUUACACAUUGGAUGGUGUAUGAAUACACCCAGUUACUACAAAGAUACAGGUGUCCUUCCUAACUUAUUUGCCGGAGAGUAAGGAAACUGCUCAGGGAUUUCACCAUGAGGCCAAUUGUGACUUUAAAACAGUUACAGAGUUCAAUGGCUGUGAUGGGAGAAAACUCAGGAUGGAUCAAUAACAUUGUAGUUACUCCACAAUACUAAUCUAAUUAACAUGGUGAAAAGAAGGACCCCUGUACAGAAUAAGAAUAUUCCAAAACAUGCAUCCUGUUUGCAAUAUGGCACAAGUAAAACUGAAAAAGAUGUGGCUAAGAAAUUAACUUUAUGUCCUGAAUAAAGUGUUAUGUUUGGGGCAAAUCCAACACAACAUGUGCCACUCUUCAUAUUUUCAAGCAUGGUGGUGGCUGCAUCAUGUUAUGGGUAUGCUUGUCAACA